Penaeus vannamei (Pacific white shrimp) is the source of this 1075-nucleotide messenger RNA. It is a transcript of the gene Fsn, whose product is annotated as F-box synaptic protein. Gene Ontology annotation, cellular component: synapse; SCF ubiquitin ligase complex. Lineage: Eukaryota; Metazoa; Arthropoda; Malacostraca; Decapoda; Penaeidae. Gene Ontology annotation, molecular function: protein binding. The record is from RefSeq and is a predicted model, not a curated record. Gene Ontology annotation, biological process: proteasome-mediated ubiquitin-dependent protein catabolic process; synapse assembly involved in innervation.
ACUCUAGUGUUGUUGCUCAGCCGGCAAAAUGGUGAAUUGGUGCUUCUUGUCGGAUCACGUUUUAGAGGUCAUAUUCUCGUACUUGGACGUGCAUGACUUAAGGAACUGUUCGUUAGUGUGUAAGACGUGGUACAGAUACUUGAAUGACGAGAACAACGACGUGUGGCGGCUGCAUUGCAUCAGAAAGUUAGCCGAGGAGGCUUUGAAAUCGGACCUAUUAGCAUCUGUUCCCACUUAUAAAGCCAAGUUAAGAGCCUUUUACCAUGCGUGGAACCCGAAUGACUGCUCGAGAAACAUUUAUGUCAAGCCCAAUGGCUUUACACUGCACAGAAACCCGGUGGCCCAGAGCACGGACGGGGCCAGAGGGAAGAUCGGGUUCAGGUCAGGCAGACAUGCCUGGGAAGUGGUGUGGGAAGGACCCCUAGGCACUGUAGCUGUCAUUGGCAUUGCUACAAAGGACGCGGCUGUGCAGUGCCCCGGAUAUGUGGCGUUGUUAGGCUCCGAUGAGCACUCCUGGGGAUGGAAUCUAGUCGACAAUCAUUUAUUACACAAUGGAGACUCCCAGGGGAAUUACCCCUUGUUGAACAAUGCACCAAAGUAUCAGGUAGGAGAGAGAAUACGAGUGAUAUUGGACUGUGACGACAACACUUUAGCAUUUGAGAAGAACUAUGAAUUUCUUGGCGUUGCAUUUAGAGGUCUGCCAGAUAAGCAGCUAUAUCCCUCUGUUUCUGCAGUUUAUGGCAACACAGAGGUGUCAAUGGUAUACUUAGGACCCCCAUUGGAUGGCUGACCCGCUGUAUGCUUAGCACAGAUAAUACCAGGCUGCAGAGCGCAACAUGGUUCCUCGCUGAUCUCAAGGGAUUGUCCGCCCACAAGCCCUCGUACAUUAUGACGGGUGUGCGGCAAGUCAUGUAUGGCAGUGGUCGACUGCAAGAAAUGACGCUUCGGCUCUGAAAGAUGGCUUUCAGUGAGUGAUGGAGCUCAAAGGGGACAGAUGGCCAAUGCAGGAAGACGGCUGUAGUGUGGUGAGUUGUCUUGCCGUCUCCCAAGAAUAGAGCUGUAUUGUACGCAAAAA